UUCCUUUGCUCAUGGUUGGCAUGUUACUAUUUGGGGGAAGGAGCAAUCUAGAAUUACUCCAAUAUAGUUUUCCUAAGUUACUCUCAGAAAGCUGGCACUGAAAGACUGAAGAGAAUUUAUUUUUUUUCUUUGCAGAAAUUUGGUGUCAUCUGAGUUAAAAGAAGAAUUUAUGGAUUCUUAAGUUAGAAGGACCAAGAAAAUCUCUACCAUUUAUCUGGAAAGGCCAGGAAGAGCAGGCAUUCAUUCCUGGGUUGUUGCUGCCAUGGAGGAAAGAACUGGCAGGGCUCCAGCGUAUACCCGGGACUCAGCCACUAGUCCUACUGCUGACCAGAGCUUCAACUUUUAUCACAUGGAUCUCUAUGACUCUGAAGACAGACUGAAAAUCUUUCCAGAAGAAAAAAUUCAAAUGAGAGGAGAAGUCCUGAAAGAACCAAAGAGAGGUGAGAGGACCCCAGAAUUAAGUAUGGCCGCCCAUGAUCAAAAGGAAGUAGAAGAACUGGCCAGUUAUUAUGGAGUUGAAGAUGAUAAGGAGCUGGAGGGUGAGAUUGAAGUAGGGAGUGUGCUCCGGUCUGGGGGUUCAGAUUACCAGUCAGCAACUUCUUCCCUCAGACCCCAUAUAGUUCCAAAGAGGAGAGAACCAGGGAGAGAAGAGAAAGACUGGCAAUAUCUGGGGGAAGCAGAAGAUGAAGAGGAUGACGGAUUCCCCACCUGGGGCUCUCGAGGUCACUACCAGGAAUUGAGGGAAGCCUACAGGUACACUCGGGGCCGUUCCAGUGAGGAAUAUGAGUGCUAUGUCAUCCCAGAAGAAGAGGAUGAAGAAGAAGCCCCCGAUGUUUUCUGUGUCACCUGCAAAAUUCCAAUCAGAGCUUUUGACAAUCUUUUUGGUGAGCACAAGGAUCAUGAAGUGACCCAGCUUAACACCGCAGCAGAAAAUGCCCGGGAGGAAAUUCAUAAAAACAUGUUCAAAUUGGAAGAGCAGAUUAUUCAAAUGGAAAACUUUGCAAGUCAUUUGGAGGAAGUUUUCAUUACCGUAGAGGAGAAUUUUGGAAGACAGGAGCAGAACUUUGAGUUGCAUUAUAAUGAGAUCUUGGAAAUUCUUGCUCAGAAAUAUGAAGAAAAAAUGCAAGCUUUAGGGGAAAAGAAGAGAGAGAAAAUAGAAGCAUUGUAUGAACAGUUGGUCAAUUGUGGUGAAAAUCUUGACACUUGUAAGGAACUGAUGGAAACAAUUGAAGAGAUCUGCCAUGAGGAGAAGCUUGAAUUCAUAAAGGAUGCAGUAACUAUGGCUGACAGACUCGGAGAAUUCCUGAAAACCAAAACAGAUGUAGAACUUUCUGCACAUCCAGAUUUUGAAGACCAAACCAUCGAUUUCUCUGACAUCGAGCAGCUGAUGGAUUCUAUUAAUGCCAUUCCAGCUCCUUGUGCUCCAGUGAUCAAUACACAGACACCUAACUCAGCUACUGGGACAUCAGUUAAAGUGUGCUGGAGUCUAUUCUCUGAUGACACUGUAGAAAGUUACCAGCUGUCUUAUAAACCUGUCAGUGAUGGUGCACCAAGUGAGGAGCAAAAAGCAUUUUCAGUGAAUGUCAAAGAAUCACAUUACUCUGUGACUGACCUUGUGCCUAAUACCCAAUAUGAAUUUUGGGUCACAGCUUCGAAUAGCACUGGCAUCAGCCCACCAAGUGAACGAGCAGUGUACGUGACAGCUCCUUCACCUCCCAUUAUCAAAAGCAAAGAGAUCCUAAGCUGUGAACAUGCUGCCUUGGUGCGCUGGGAAUCUGGAAACAUGAAUCCUGUGGACUCCUACACUAUUGAACUGUCUAAAGUAGACAAUGAAGAACCUGGGAAUGUUGUUACAGAGUCUAUAGUAGGAAUCCCUACCUGUGAAUCUCUAAUUCAGCUGCAACCUGGAGAAAGCUAUCUAGUCUAUGUAAGAGCCAUCAAUGUGGGAGGCCCUAGUGAAAGAAGUGAGCCUGCUACUAUCCACACUACAGGUACCUACUUCUACCUUAACAAGGACACCAAUCAUCCUUUGCUGUCCAUUUCAGAAGAUGGGUUUACAAUUGUGCGCAGUAAAGGAAAAAACUCGGCAAGUGAGCCCUGUGAUAGUGACACCAGAUUUACAAGAUGUGUUGCUGUUAUGGGAAGCCUGAUACCUAUUAAAGGACGGCAUUACUGGGAGGUGGAGGUUGAUGAACAGAUGGACUACAAAGUUGGUGUGGCAUUUGAAGAUAUCAACAGAAGAGGGGACCUUGGGGCAGACAGCUCUUCCUGGUGCAUGAGUCAUACUUAUAUAUCAUCAAGGCAUAAAUAUGAAUUUCUGCACAACGGGGUUACUCCAGAGAUCCAGAUUACAGUUCCCCCAAAGAAGAUUGGAAUCCUACUUGACUAUGACAGCUCUAGAUUAUCUUUUUUUAAUGUGGAUAUUGCACAACAUCUUUAUACAUUCGGCUAUCCGCUGCAACAUUUUGUGCAACCCUGUUUUUCUUUAGAAAAGCCUGGAUUGUUAAAAGUUUGUAAUGGAAUUUCAAUGCCAAAGUUUGUCACACUCUUCUAGACCAGAAUGGUGUCUAACAGUGGGCUUAAUUCUAGGAUUAAAAAAGUGAAGUUGACAAAAAAUGCUCCUUGAUGUGUCCUCCCCCCAAUUUCCCCUUUUGUAUUCCCCCCCCCAUCUUUGCUUCUUGGCCUUCACCCCCAAAACAAGUACAGAUGCACUUAUGCUGGUCAGGCCUCUGUAGUAAGAUGGAAUAAAAGAAUCAGAUAUAACCAUUUCUGUUAAAGUUUUGAAAAAAUUAUGCAAACAUUACUCAUAAAGUUAAAGCUGGAAAGGAUCUUGGGGGAAACUGAUGGCUACAGAAGUAGUGACUUCUCUAAGGUAACACAGACUUCUUCCAGGA
Messenger RNA from Sarcophilus harrisii (Tasmanian devil), 2894 nucleotides. It is a transcript of the gene FSD2, whose product is annotated as fibronectin type III and SPRY domain containing 2. Lineage: Eukaryota; Metazoa; Chordata; Mammalia; Dasyuromorphia; Dasyuridae. The record is from RefSeq and is a predicted model, not a curated record. The transcript has 13 exons. Gene Ontology annotation, molecular function: protein binding. Bases 263 to 2554 code for a protein of 763 amino acids.